GUUGGAGGGGAGAGACGCUCAGUCGCGCUAGACUGUCGACACACGCUCAGCUGCUGGUAACAUGGAAACAGUCCGCUAUAUCACAGUGCUGCUGCUUAUACUUUGUGCCUUGGACCUUCCCCUGGCUCGAGUUAGUUCUAAGGAGACGACAGAUAAUAAAGAUGAUAAACAGGAGAAGAAGGCGAGUAUCGUCAACAAGUUCCUGAAGAAACAUAAGAAACGCGAAGGAGAGGUAAAGCUGGUCGACGGGUCAGCAGACCACGAAGGUAAUGUGGAGAUAUUCCACAUGGGACGGUGGGGAGCCGUUUGUGAUGAUGAGUGGGAUGAGAGAGAAGCCAAUGUAACAUGCCGUCAGUUGGGCUACAAACUGGCAUUACGAGCAACACACAAUUCUCACUUUGGCCAGAUCAAACACAAGUACUGGAUGGACAAUGUAUACUGCAGUGGAGAGGAGAGUCGUCUAGACAAGUGCAGAUUUGACCCCUGGGGCAUCAACGACUGUGAGGGGUCAGAGGCUGCAGGCGUCGUCUGCUACAAGCCUCCACCUGAGGAAACUGACCUCACAACCACCACCACCGAAACUCCCAAACCCACCAAGCAGCGCAGGAGAAUACAGGAUAUUCUGAACCAUGGGCAGAUCCAGGUGCGGUUGUCUGGAGGUCGGAUCUACAACGAGGGCCGGGUGGAGGUCAAAUACGGAGACUCGUCCUGGGGACUGAUAUGUGGAGAUGGCUGGAGUCUGCUAGAGGCAUCCGUGGUGUGUCGUCAGUUGGGUUACGGGUUUGCCAGUGACGCUCUACAAACAAGUUUCUUUGGUGGGUCGAGUGACGACAUCGUCAUGUCAGGAGUGGAGUGUCGGGGCAAUGAGUUCAGCUUGGCCCACUGUCUACAUGAUGACAUGGAGACUCUGUCUUGCCCAGGAGAGAGUGACAACAUGGCUGCUGUCGUCUGCACCAGAGAAAUGGCAGACCUAGUGAUUGAUGCAGAGGAGAUUGAGCGUACAACGCAUCUUGAUGACCGACAAAUGUACUUCCUACAAUGUGCUAUGGAGGAAAAUUGCUUGGCAUCAGAGGCUUACAAGAUCCAACAGGAGCAGCCCUACAGUUGGCACCUGGAGUCCCGGAGACUUCUCAGAUUCACUGCGAGGAUCCUGAAUGCCGGAACAGCAGACUUCCGUCCCUCUGUGCCAAAACACCUCUGGGAGUUCCAUCAGUGCCACAUGCACUACCACAGCAUGGAGGUGUUUGCCACAUUUGACAUUGUGGAUGUGAACAACGUGAAGGUGGCCGAGGGUCACAAAGCCUCGUUCUGUCUCGAGGACAACGAAUGUCUCCCAGGGGUGGCUCCGGGCUACGUCUGUGCCAACUUUGGGGAUCAAGGUAUCUCCGUAAACUGUAGCGACAUCUAUCGCUACAACAUCGACUGUCAGUGGAUUGACAUCACGGAGCUCAACCCCGGCUUGUACACUUUCAAGGUAGCAGUAAAUCCAGAGUUUAAAGUGCCUGAACAAACAUUUGACAACAAUGCAGCUGUGUGCAAAAUGUUCUACUCGGAAAGCUUUGUUCGAGUCUUUGAUUGUGUUGUGCAAAGACCGUGAUCAGUUCAAUGCAUUAGAAUUGAACAGUCAAAACAACUAUUUCUUACAAUCAAAAAAGAAAUUAAGAUUACAAAUUAAAAGUCUAAACAACUAUUUCUUACAAUCAAAAAAGAAAUUAAGAUUACAAAUUAAAAGUCUAGCUUGACUUGCUGAUGUACCAAAAUUAAUAUACCACUCCCAGGGCCGGAUUUAAUUAUGGCGCCACUAGGCCCAAUAGUCUUUCCACCCCUUAGACUGGUCAAAAUUACCUCCCUAUAAACCUUUAGUCUAGGUACUAAAAAAACUACAUACACUACACGUUAAUUAAUUCUAAUUAAUUAAUUAGAAGUUUUAACUCUACUAGCCUGAUUUUCAAAAUAAUUUCCCAAGAUAUGUUUACUUACGGCUAUUUAUUUUAGUUUUUAGGUAGCCUAUUAAAGCAUUUUUAUUUUAUUCUCAUGGCUGUACACCCCUUGGGAGCUGCGCCCAUAGGCCCGGGCCUAUUAGGAAAUCCGGUCCUGGCCACUCCUAAAGGCUGUUUGCAAGGAUAUACUGAUAGUUUAAGCACAAUAAGAUUACUCAUGCUACACAUAUUUAGUAGGAAGAACAUCGAUGGGUUUAUUCUCUCUAUCGAAGGUUAUAUACAAAUAGAGGACUUGUACAACAAAUAGAUUUCACUUUGUUCUGGUCAAUCUAUUGAAUAGUUAAUUCAGUCCUAACCUGAGACAUUAGUUCUGAUAUGUUGUAGAUUUAAUGUAAGUACUAUCUUUUAAGCUAUCAUCACCUGAUAAAAGGCAUUGGAUCGUCAUAUCAUGGUCUGCCUAUUAUAUUAUGAAUGAUUUGUUUUUAUUAUAUAGGUUAUAUAGAAAGAGGUUACUGUCCACUUACCGAACCUCUUUUAAGAACACAAAACUAAAUAAUAAAAUAAGUAAACAAAAAUGUAAACAAACAAACUAUAUUGUCAAUUGCAUUGGCCUUGCAUUGGCAUUGGAUUUGGUUGUUCACUAAAUUAAUCGAAUAACUUUAACUUCCAAAACAUGCAAGUAGUAGCCCUUUGGAAAUCAGCCUGUGGAGCAGAGCCCUUAGGGAGUUCGUCCAUAUCAAUACUUUUCGGCAAAUCUGCACACUCUGAGCUUCAUUUUAAAAAGCCAUAUGCCUAUAUUUUCACUUGAUAAAUGGCCUUAACCGUUUACAUAAAAUUUGAUUGUAUCACUUUAAUAAUAUAAUAGAUGUUAGUAUGCCCCAUACCUGUGUAAUUCUACACUACUUGUAAGCCACACAUUAUUGGCUAUUUUAUCUACAACCGUAAUUGUUUAUAAUGUUUUCCUAAAUAAAAUCACCUCUACUUUAUCAACAAUAAAGUACUUUGUUGGAACAAAAACCAAGUAAAAUAGCUUUUAUGUUUAUUUAGCUAAUUUUACAUAGAUAAAAUUAGAGGUUCCUUUAUGUAUUUUCACAUAGCUUUAGUAUUUCUUUACGGACUUAUAUUUGAGUUUAUCAAAAGUGUUUGGUCAGUUUGAAGUUUGGGUAACUACCAGUACAGAAUCUGAUGUGCCAAUUUCCAGACUGAUCUCCGAAUAAUUUUAAUUAAUAGCUAAAUAGACUUAUACAACUAAAGGCACAUUUCUACAUUGUGAACUUACAUUUAAGAACAUUUUACAAAUCUAUUUAAGACUUUUGUUUAAAUAAUUGCACAGUUACUUUAUUACACAAACCAUACAAUACUCUUUUUAUUUUUUUUUUAAUGGUAAGUUAAUUACAUAAGAAUAAUAAUCGUUGGUUUUAAUGUAAAACUGGAAUAAAACGCUUAUCCUGAAAUAUGCACAAAAUAACAACCAAACAAAGCAUUUAAUUUGUAAUAGUCAUUUGAAAAUAUAUUUUAAUAACUUGUUAUAACAUUUAUACUUCUUACAUGUGCAACAAUAAAUGAAAUAUAAUAAUA
Messenger RNA from Macrosteles quadrilineatus (aster leafhopper), 3518 nucleotides. RefSeq names its product lysyl oxidase homolog 2 (gene Loxl2). The transcript has 10 exons. Bases 62 to 1597 code for a protein of 511 amino acids. Gene Ontology annotation, biological process: peptidyl-lysine oxidation. Gene Ontology annotation, molecular function: copper ion binding; protein-lysine 6-oxidase activity. NCBI's taxonomy places the organism in Eukaryota, Metazoa, Arthropoda, Insecta, Hemiptera, Cicadellidae. Gene Ontology annotation, cellular component: membrane. The record is from RefSeq and is a predicted model, not a curated record.